CUUCAUACUUUAUAAAGCAGCCUGAGAGUGAGGAAACCACUGUGAAGUCCUUACAGCUGAAGUGCGCUGAGGAAAACCCGUGAGAUAACACUGAGCCAUGAGUGAGAGGCAAGGAUCCGGAGCAGUCGGUGGCAACAGCAAAACCUCUGGGGCACAAGACGCGUCUAAGAAAGACAUCCCCGAGGACUUUGACAUUGACAUGGACGCCCCUGAAACCGAGAAGGCCGCUGUCGCCAUUCAAUCGCAGUUCAGGAAAUUCCAGAAGAAGAAAAAUGAUGAAAAGUCAUAGUUGCCAGUGGACCCCUCUGUCCAAAUGGCCUCAUCAGGACAGCAUGGCUUGAUGUUGCAUGUAAUAGAAUCCAUUCUGUAUAGACUCAAGAGAGGGGAGGAUAAAUCAAGGUCGUAGUCUGUCAGUCACUGAUCUGACCUGUUAUUUCACUGCUGUAACUGGGAAAUGUGUAGUUUAUAUUGAUUUUGGUUCUCCAUUCUAGCCAAGAAUAUCUGUUUUACUAUUGGUGCAUGAUUUUCUUUUUUACCUCAAAGAGCUGGAUUGCCAGCCUGUCCUUUAUUUGUGACAGCACAAUUCAUUGUGAGUUGCUUACAAAAUUUAUUUUAGUCAGAAACUGUGAUCAUCACGUGUAAAAUAUCUAUCUAAAAAUAGCUUGUCUUUUGAAACCCAUAUUGUUGAAUAAUUCCCAUCUUAUAUUCCCAAAUCCCCACUGUUUGCUCGGGUGUCUUUAUUGAUUCAGGAUAUUGAAUUCAAAGCUGGAUGAAAUGACUUGAGAGCAUGUUUGAUUGUCUAGCUUGCUGUGGCAUAUCAUAACAUUUCUGUUCAUUUUCUUCCUUUGCAAAGGAUCAUGGCAAAAUCAUCAGCCAAAUCAAACACUCAAUGAUUUCUAUCUCACCUCAACUCAUAUCUCAUCUUAGAAUGAUUGAAACAAGAAACUAUUAAUAAACAUCCUUGAGUCUCUAGAACUGAA
Carassius gibelio (silver crucian carp) is the source of this 980-nucleotide messenger RNA. It is a transcript of the gene pcp4b, whose product is annotated as Purkinje cell protein 4b. The transcript is spliced from 3 exons. Lineage: Eukaryota; Metazoa; Chordata; Actinopteri; Cypriniformes; Cyprinidae. The record is from RefSeq and is a predicted model, not a curated record. Bases 98 to 289 code for a protein of 63 amino acids. Gene Ontology annotation, cellular component: cytoplasm. Gene Ontology annotation, molecular function: calcium ion binding; calmodulin binding.